Molecule: messenger RNA, 2073 nt
Organism: Blumeria graminis f. sp. triticale
Lineage: Eukaryota; Fungi; Ascomycota; Leotiomycetes; Helotiales; Erysiphaceae
Source: the annotation of a GenBank genome assembly
AUGUCUGGGCCUUCAGUCUCAGCUAUUCCGAAGACUAUCCUGAAUCCGCAAGAAUCGGCAAGUAGUACUUAUUCAUCCAGUGCAUGUAUUGUCGAGGAAUUCGAAAAGGAAACUAGCUCAUUCCAAAAACGGCUUCAAAGUAUACCGAAUGGCGGGGUAGUAGAGGGUGAGAAUGGAAACGAACGUCUCCCCACGACUUCAGCACACAAACUAGACGACACUCGCCCAAAAUUCAAUGAGCCUUCCGGUUCAACCACUCAAAUUUUACCGCUCCGACUAUAUGGUACAAAUGAAAGGCCUGAAAAAGCGCAUCUAUCGCAACCAACCAUCAUAUCAUCUGAUGUUAGCUCGGUAUCUCAAUUAUCAGUGAAAACUUCUUUUCCUCUAGAUAUACCGAAUCCAAAACAAAUCCAUACAGUUUCAAUUGAAGAAUAUGUAGAAAAUGAUGAUGUACCAGCGGUAGUCCCAUUGCAUUACUAUCACCAAACUCAAUUAUCCGAAAACUCAGGACCCCCUCCGACACGAUCCGAAGAAAAUAAUGAGGAGGGCAAAACUAUUAAUCGACAUCUUUCUCCAACUUCCCAGUUGAGAGCACGGAUUUUCAGUCAAAGACCAGCGUCUGCUUCCGCAAACACUGAGUUGAGACCAAAAAGUCGUCCUGGUGCCCGUCACUCUUCCGGCUCGCCACACCUAGGGCACCGAGCACAAUCUGCUCAAUCAGGCCGCUCAAUAGAUGGAAGACCAAUUUCUUAUGUUGAUUUAGCUAACACAUCAUAUCCUCAAGGCUCACCGGCAACUGUUUCCCUCGACAAUUCCCAACUUCGGUCAGUCAUUGGAUCCAAUGCAUCUCUCCUCAGUACUGCAAAAACUAUUGAGAUGUAUCGUCAAAAUGUAAAAAAACUCAACGACGCUGAGACACAAUAUGCUUUUGCAUUAUUUUUAACAAAAGCUGCUCAGGAAGCCGGCCUGAACCAAGAAUCGAAUACUAUCGCAAGGAAAUCUCACCCUAGACAGGGUAGCCGCGACCUCGACAAUCAAGACAAUGAGCAACCUUCUAGCUCGCCCCAGGAACUUCUUCAAGAGGCAAAAAACAUACUGCAAAAGCUAGCUAAUCAGAGCUAUCCAUUUGCGCAAUACUAUCUAGCUGAUGGAUAUGCUUCUGGACUUUUUAAUAAAGGCAAGGGCGAUUACUCAACUGCCUUUCCUCUUUUCAUUGCUGCAAGCAAACAUGGUCACGCCGAAUCUGGUUAUAGAGCUGCACUUUGUUAUGAAUUUGGAUGGGGAUGUAGAAAAGACUUUGCAAAGGCGGUACAGUUCUAUCGGCAAUCCGCCUCAAAAAAUCAUCCCGGCUCAAUGACUCGCCUUGGCAGAGCAUGUCUCUCUGGAGAUCUUGGUAUGAGUGGUAUGAACAAACAUCGAGAAGGCUUAAAGUGGCUUAAGAGGGCCACGGAGUCUGCAGAUCAACAGUACAAUGCGGCACCAUAUCACCUUGGGAUCCUUUAUGAGAAUGGCUAUGGAGACGACGUAUUUAAGGACGAAGUAUACGCUGCUCAGCUUCUCACCAAAGCUGCUGAUCUAGGACACUCCGAAGCAUGCUUCCGUCUUGGAGAUGCCUACGAGCACGGAAGGCUAUCCUGUCCUCGAGACCCAGCACUUAGUGUUCAUUUCUAUACUAAUGCAGCACAAGCGGGACAUUCGGGCGCCAUGAUGGCAUUAUGUGCCUGGUAUAUUGUUGGUGCAGAAGCUGUCCUUGAGAAAGAUGAAAACGAGGCCUAUGAGUGGGCGCGGCAAGCUGCUGCUUGUGGUUUAGCCAAAGCAGAAUAUGCUAUAGGAUAUUUUACAGAAAUGGGCAUUGGAACUCGCAGAGAUCCUCUCGAAGCCAAUGUAUGGUACGUUAAAGCGGCUGAAUCAGGCGACGAGCGUGCUAGUCUUCGGCUGGCUGCUAUCCGAGCUGCUGCCAGCGGAGGAACACCAAUGGAAGUUGCCCCUCCACGCAAUGGUGCUAAAAUUAAAAAGGCCAGCAUUAGUAAUGUCAAGGCGGAUCAUAAUGAAAAAGAUUGUGUGGUAAUGUAA